Messenger RNA from Mya arenaria, 1464 nucleotides. Its product is annotated as neuronal acetylcholine receptor subunit beta-3-like. The transcript has 3 exons. The record is from RefSeq and is a predicted model, not a curated record. Gene Ontology annotation, biological process: monoatomic ion transmembrane transport; signal transduction; nervous system process. Gene Ontology annotation, molecular function: transmembrane signaling receptor activity; extracellular ligand-gated monoatomic ion channel activity; neurotransmitter receptor activity. NCBI's taxonomy places the organism in Eukaryota, Metazoa, Mollusca, Bivalvia, Myida, Myidae. Gene Ontology annotation, cellular component: synapse; membrane; neuron projection. Bases 1 to 1464 code for a protein of 487 amino acids.
AUGUCUACUACAACAAUUCUGCCGCCUACGACGACUUCAAGCAUAGUUUCGCUGACAACGUUAUCUUCGCAACCAACAUCUAACAGCGCUUCUACGACGCUCAUGACAACUGCAACUAAUCCGCUGCCGACUGCAUCAACAACUCCACCUUCAUCUCCUACGCCGACAACGGUGGCUCUACCAAGUUUGUCAUCACCAACAACGACUAUAUCAAAUCCAACAAUAACUACAACAGCGACAACUGAAACACCGUUAGCUACAACAACAAAAAAGACCGAGGAUAUUUCUCUUACACACAAGAAACUAUUGUAUGAGGUCGAGUUAAGCGGUUAUGAUCCGAGAAUACGACCGAUUCAGAACCAAUCACAGCCUAUAUAUGUCAAUACAAAAUUCGUCGCGUUGAGUCUGAUUGACUUUGACACCACCCGUCAACAAUUCUCUAUAUUGGCGUACAUUAGGAUUGACUGGAUUGACCACAACAUCAACUGGAGGCCGAGGUUCUACAGCUUUACCACGUCCAUGCGAGUACCGACCAGGCAGAUAUGGAACCCAAACCUGAUUCUGCGGAAGUCGGUGGACGGACGUGGCUUGAUUGGAGAUGCGGCGACUGACCGGAUCUACAUCUCUUGGCGUGGCCACGUACAGUGGGUUCCCGAGGCAACUUAUUCAGUUGUAUGUAAAGUGAACGUCAGAUUCUAUCCCUUCGACGAGCAAAUAUGCACGUUAACGUUUUACGUUUCCGGCGAGUCGGUAGACACACUAGAGCUGGAUCAUUACAAGAACGUUGACAUGAGCGAAUACGUUGAAAACCCAGCCUGGAUUAUCGUCGGUGUCAGUAGCACCCGUUACAUCCGCGACAACAACUACAACAUCGACAUCGAGUUCCGGAUGCAGCGAAGAGCUGACUUCACCAUGUUUACCGUAGUGGCACCUCUUAUGAUGUUAGAGCUCCUCAAUAUCUGUGUAUUUCUUGUUCCGUCCAACUCCGGUGAGAAGGGUUCGUUUUCCAUCACGGUUUUCUUGGCCUAUUCCGUCUACAUUUCGAUGUUGAGCGACACAUUACCACACAAUUCCGUUGAGGUUUCCUUAUUCAUUAUGUUUAUCAUCGUCCUGCUCUGUCUCAGUGUUGUGUCCGUCUUUUACACAAUCAUUCAAUCAAAACUUGAAAACGCUUUAGGUGAAAAGGAGUGUCCUCUUAACUGGUUCCGGCGCGCAGGUGGUCAGAACAAAGUAGUUCCUGUGGACCCUGAAAACCCUGUGAACACAGUUAUAUAUACUUGGAGAAACUUCUUUCAACAGCUGGACACAUUUCUGUUCGGAUCUUUCCUCGUGACCAUCACCUUGGUAACCGGUAUCUUCUUUUCGAUUCUUCUUCGAAAUGUGACCUUUGACGACCCUGACCUUAAUAUGGAACCGGAAGCCACGACCAGGUCAAUGCCUGUGCUCACCACUGCUGCUGCCUAA